Acipenser ruthenus (sterlet) is the source of this 2561-nucleotide messenger RNA. Its product is annotated as zinc finger protein 345-like. Lineage: Eukaryota; Metazoa; Chordata; Actinopteri; Acipenseriformes; Acipenseridae. The record is from RefSeq and is a predicted model, not a curated record. Gene Ontology annotation, biological process: regulation of transcription by RNA polymerase II. Gene Ontology annotation, molecular function: RNA polymerase II cis-regulatory region sequence-specific DNA binding; DNA-binding transcription factor activity. The coding region runs from base 246 to 2168 and encodes 640 amino acids. The transcript is spliced from 3 exons.
GGGGAAGGAAUUUACCAUGACACUGGCUCUCGGUUACAGAACGGAACCUACAUCUGUGGGUUGAGUGAAGCGUCGGCCAUUUACCGUGGAGACACAGCCAAGUUUUUCAAACAUAAGAAGUUAAAACACCGACUCAUCCAUUCGGAAUUAUCAUUAAUAGUAUUAUUUAUUUAACUGUUGUUGCACACCAGUUUGCUUGGCGUUACGAUACAAAACAGCUACUAAACAGAGUCCCGUGUGAUGCCAUGGACAGUGUGGAGAUGGAAUCUGUCCCAAUUAAAGAGGAGCUCUUUGAACUUGAACUUGUCCCCUUUAGUGUGGAGUUCUUUGGGCUGGCUUGCCCCCCCAUUAAACAGGAGCUCUGUGAGGUGCAAUGUGACAGCAGUCAGCAAGAUGUCUCUGAGAUUAAAGCUGAGCACAAUGAAUUCGAGAUCCCCCAGACAGAAGAACUGCUUUCUGUUAAACAAGAAGAGGUGCUGGAAAUUAAACAGGAGGGUUUGACAGUAGAGUUUGACCACAUGGAAGCCGGGAAGGAAGAAUCUGAGGACUUCAAACCAAACAUCCCUGAGCUGGAGCCUGUACACCUGCGGAAGUGUAGCGUGGUGCUGGAGAGAGUCUGCAUGAGAGAGCGAGGCACUGGAGAGGAAGGCUUUCCUCCCAACAGCACACAAGGCGCUGGAAAGGAAGACGGGUGGUCAUAUUCAGAAGACAGUCUAGCAGGUUCCAGUCCAGCAGCUAAAGCGUCGGUGGGCAGUGGAGAAUAUCCUGACUCUGGGAAAGGUUUUAAAAAACAGCAGCGAAUUCACACAGAAGCUAAACCGUAUCGCUGCUCUGACUGUGGGAAGCGUUUCAGUCAAUCAGGAAACCUGAAAUCACACCAGAGAAUUCACACGGGAGAGAAACCGUAUUGCUGCUCUGACUGUGGGAAGCAUUUCAGUCAUUCAGGAGCCCUGAAACAACACCAGCGCAUUCACACAGGAGAGAAACCAUAUCGCUGCAUUAAUUGUGGGAAGAUUUUCAGUAGGAUAGACUCCCUGAAAACACACCAGCGAAUUCACACAGGAGAGAAACCGUAUCUCUGCUCUGACUGUGGUAAGUGUUUCAGUCAGUUAGCACACCUUGAAACACACCAGCGAAUUCACACAGGCGAGAAACCGUACAGCUGCUCUGACUGUGGGAAGAGUUUUAGCAACAGAGGAAUCCUGAAAGCCCACAUGCGAAUUCACACAGGACAGAAACCGUAUUGCUGCACGGACUGUGGCAAGAGUUUCAGACAGUCUGGAGACCUGAAAAUACACCAACGAAUUCACACAGGGGAGAAACCAUAUCGCUGCUCUGACUGUGGGAUGAGUUGCAGUCGUUCAGAACACCUGAAAACACACCAAAGAAUUCACACAGGAAAGAAACCGUAUUGCUGCUCUGACUGUGGGAAGAGUUUCAGUCAAUUGGGAAACCUGAAAGCUCACCAGCGAAUUCACACAGGAGAGAAACCGUAUCACUGCUCUGACUGUGGGAAGAGUUUCAGAUGUUCAGAAAACCUGAAAACACAUCAGAGAAUUCACACAGGAAAGAAACCAUUUUUCUGCUCUGACUGUGGGAAGAGUUUCAGACAGUCAGGAGACCUUGAAAGACACCAACGAAUUCACACAGGAGAGAAACCGUAUCUCUGCUCUGACUGUGGGAAGAGUUUCAGAGAUUCAGGAGAUCUGAAAAAACACCAGCGAAUUCACACAGGAGAGAAACCGUAUCGCUGCUCUGACUGUGGGAAGUGUUUCAAGCAGUCAGGAGAGCUGAAAACACACCAGAGAAUUCACACAGGAGAGAAACCGUAUUGCUGCUCUGACUGUGGGAAGAGUUUCAGUCAGUCACACAGCCUUAUUUCACACCAGCGAAUUCACACAGGAGAGAAACUGUAUUGCUGCUCUGACUGUGGGAAGAGUUUCAGAGAUUCAGGAGAUCUGAAAAAACACCAGCGAAUUCACUCAGGAGAAAAACCGUAUUCCUGCUCUGAUUGUAGGAAGAGUUUCAGAGAUUCAGGAAACCUGAAAAAACACCAGCGAAUUCACUCGGGAGAAAAACCGUAUUCCUGCUCUGACUGUGGUAAGAGUUUCAGAGAUUCAGGAAACUUUAAAAAACACCAGCGAAUUCACAGAGGAGAGAAACCUUAAAGAGCAUGUUCAAUGGGACUUUUCACUUAUUUGGGGGGAAAAAACGUUAACCUUGAAUUAUGUCCCUGUGUAAUUAUAUAUAUAUAUAUAUAUAUAUAUAUAUAUAUAUAUAUAUAUAUAUAUAUAUAUAUAAUUUAUAUUUUCCCCUGUAUAGUCGGCGCCACCUAAUCGGGACACUGAUAAUCAGGAUUUCUGCUUAAAUGGGAUCAUUUCAGUAUUUUGAAAUGAUGAACAGAGAUCACUUUUCAGAGCAAGACAGCUUUGCGUAGCUCAGUGCAGUGAUUACGCUGUGACUUGUGUAAAUUGCAUAAACCAGAUUAGUGCUUGAAGGAGCUGGAGUCUCCUGUGGUUUCUCAGGCUACUGUGGCAAAUAAAUUUGGUGUGUCAACAUCA